GUUGGGUGGAGGAAGGUGACUGGCUGGUGCUGCCAGAGGGCACUCCUUUCGAGCCCGAGCUGGAGAAGUGCCUGGAGAGAGCAGACUUGACCUUGGCAGAGAUCCAGGCAGGUGCUGCCUGCUCCACUCAGUUCAGCUUUGCAAUGAGCAUUGGGCUCAUCGAUGCCGGCCAAUUGCCCAGAAGGAAGGAGCUGCAAUUGGUGGGCCGGAGGUCCCUGUGGCUUCUGAGCCGCAGGAGGGUGAUGUAUGUACUCUUUGCUGAGGUGGAGGCGUGGCAGCAGAUGUGGAAGAUCCAAUCCAUGAAUCGCAUGUGGACAUCUGCGGAUGUUGCGCACGUGCAUGCCAUCAGCGGCGCAAUCUAUUUCGCCUUAGGAGCUGGAGUGUUGCUGUACACUUGCGCGAGCGAUAUCAUGACUCUGAAUGGGAACAGCUGGGCAUUGACCUCGGAGUCAGCUGUCGCAUGGGUGAGGAGCUGUCAGAGCUACACGGAGUUUGCAGCACAGGCGCCCACGCUUCCCAUGGAGGCCUCCGCAUGCACCACUCUGAUGCUGCCGCGGGCAGUUUCCGAGACGCCAGGACGGCAUGACAUGAGGCUGUACCUGCUCCUAGACCUAGGACAUUUUCAGGUGAAGCUGUUGGCCCUCUUCGCCGGAGUCCUGAACGCCCUCAGCGGCCUCCAGCCAAGCCUCCUCGGCUCGCCCGGACCCCGGCGCAGCGACGUGCUGAAGGUUUUGGGCUUUGGGAGCAGAGGUGACGUGCUGGCGUAUCAGACGGCGCGGGCUGUGUGGCCGGAGCUGGCCAUCGCGGACCCUCUUGUCGGAGGGCUCACGCUGCUGCUCGUGGCCCAUCAGGUUGGGGCAGGGAGCCAGAAAAGCAGAGAGGAAGAAGAUUCUCCCAUGCUUUGGGGGAGGCCUUCCUAA
This is a messenger RNA of Symbiodinium necroappetens, 920 nucleotides long. The record is from the annotation of a GenBank genome assembly. NCBI's taxonomy places the organism in Eukaryota, Dinophyceae, Suessiales, Symbiodiniaceae.